Acomys russatus (golden spiny mouse) is the source of this 2512-nucleotide messenger RNA. It is a transcript of the gene Npnt, whose product is annotated as nephronectin. The record is from RefSeq and is a predicted model, not a curated record. Lineage: Eukaryota; Metazoa; Chordata; Mammalia; Rodentia; Muridae. Bases 154 to 1983 code for a protein of 609 amino acids. The transcript is spliced from 14 exons. Gene Ontology annotation, molecular function: calcium ion binding. Gene Ontology annotation, cellular component: membrane.
GAGGGGCUCUGCCAACCCGCCGCAGACCUGCCCGGCUGCGCGCUGCGCCUUGUGCGUCCCAGCAGCUGUGGGUACCGCGCCGAAGGCGGCCGGGAGAUCCCGGGACGCCCUGCUCCUAGAACCCUCAGCGACCCCGCGCCCUGGCCUGCCGGCAUGGCUGUGCUCCUGGCGGCGGUACUAGCGUCCUCGCUCUACCUGCAGGCGGCCGCCAACUUCGACGGGAGGUGGCCCAGGCAAAUAGUGUCUUCGAUUGGCCUAUGUCGUUAUGGCGGCAGGAUUGACUGCUGCUGGGGCUGGGCUCGACAGUCCUGGGGACAGUGUCAACCUUUCUACGUCUUAAGGCAGAGACUAGCAAGGAUAAGGUGCCAGCUCAAAGCUGUGUGUCAACCACAGUGCAAACAUGGAGAGUGCAUCGGGCCAAACAAGUGCAAAUGUCACCCUGGAUUUGCUGGGAAAACCUGCAACCAAGAUGAGCCUUCCUACCCAAGUCCUCUUGACCAAGGCAGUGAACAGCCUCUUUUUCAACCCCCGGACCAUCAAGCCACAAGUGUACCUUCAAGGGAUUUAAACGAGUGUGGCCUGAAGCCUCGGCCCUGUAAGCACAGGUGCAUGAACACUUUCGGCAGUUACAAGUGCUAUUGUCUCAGCGGCUACAUGCUCACGCCAGAUGGGUCCUGCUCAAGUGCCCUAUCCUGUUCCAUGGCAAACUGUCAGUAUGGCUGUGAUGUUGUCAAGGGACAAGUCCGGUGCCAGUGUCCUUCCCCUGGCCUGCAGCUGGCUCCUGAUGGAAGAACCUGUGUGGACAUUGAUGAGUGUGCUACUGGAAGAGUCUCCUGCCCUCGAUUCAGGCAAUGUGUCAACACAUUCGGGAGUUACAUCUGCAAGUGCCAUACUGGUUUCGACCUCAUGUACAUUGGAGGCAAAUAUCAAUGUCAUGACAUUGACGAGUGCUCCCUUGGGCAGCAUCAGUGCAGCAGCUCUGCUCGAUGUUACAACGUGCACGGGUCCUACAAGUGCAAAUGCAAAGAUGGAUACGAGGGUGACGGACUGAACUGUGUGUACAUCCCUAAAGUCAUGAUUGAACCUUCAGGCCCAGUUCAUGUGCCAGAGAGAAAUGGUACAGUCUCAAAGGGAGAUGGAAGACAUGCCAAUAGGAUUCCUGACGCUGGAAGUACCAGGUGGCCCCUGAAGACACCAUAUAUUCCCCCUGUGAUUACCAACAGGCCCACUUCCAAGCCAACAACAAGACCCACACCAAAUCCAACAACACAGCCUACCCCCCCACCCCCGCCACCCCUCCCAACGGAGCUCAGAACAACUCCACUUCCACCAACCCCAGAGAGGCCACCCACUGGACCGACAACUAUGGCACCUGUUGCCAGUACAUCUACACGAGGAUUUACGGUUGACAACAGGAUACAGACAGAUCCUCAGAAACCCAGAGGAGAUGUGUUCAUUCCACGGCAGCCCUCAAAUGACCUGUUUGAAGUAUUUGAAAUUGAAAGAGGAAUCAGCGCCGAUGAUGAAACUAACGACGACCCAGGUGUUCUCAUACACAGCUGUAAUUUUGACCAUGGACUUUGUGGAUGGAUCAGAGAAAAGGACAGCGACUUACACUGGGAGCCUGUCAGGGACCCAGCAGGUGGACAGUAUCUCACAGUGUCUGCAGCCAAAGCCCCUGGGGGGAAAGCCGCUCGCUUGGUGCUCCCUCUCGGCCACCUCAUGCAUUCAGGGGACCUGUGCCUGUCCUUCAGGCACAAGGUGACUGGGCUGCACUCCGGCACACUGCAGGUGUUUGUGAGAAAAUAUGGUACCCACGGAGCAGCCCUGUGGGGAAGAAACGGUGGCCAUGGCUGGAGGCAAACUCAGAUCACCUUGCGAGGGGCUGACGUCAAGAGCGUAAUCUUCAAAGGUGAAAAAAGGCGUGGCCACACAGGGGAGAUUGGAUUGGAUGAUGUGAGCUUGAAAAGAGGCCACUGCUAAGAAGAACACUGCUGAGAAGGACACUCCAGAGCUGGCAGUGACCUUGCCCUUCUUCCUCUUUUUCCAGUCCUUGCCCUCUCAUCUCCCUUGUAUCAGGCCAGGGCAGGAGUGGGUCGGGGGAAGGCUGGCUGGCGACUGAGGUCUUGGUGGCCUGCUUCUGUGCAUCCCAACAAACAGUGACACCCGCCUUGACAUACAGCAGCAUCUGGAGACACAUCCAGGCCCUUCUGGGGUGGGGCUUUCUCCUUGUGUCUCCUUUAGGAAGGCCUUUGGCAUGUGGGACGCGUGCCAUCCUUCAUCCUGGUGACAGAGUGGCCCUGAUAGCCAGUUAUGGGAGAAGUUUUCAUUCUGUGCAAAUGGCGUUCUGUCAUCUGUCCAGUGUUGUGCCAUGAGUAGUGUUGACUUUGCUUACAGUAUGAUGCACAGCGUGCUUGUGGGACUAGUUCAUCCUUUUCACUUUCAGUUCGUUCUGGCCUGACCUCAACUCUGACUUUUACUGCCAUACACUUUAUAAUGGGAAGGUAUAGAA